Marchantia polymorpha subsp. ruderalis is the source of this 4336-nucleotide messenger RNA. The record is from the annotation of a GenBank genome assembly. NCBI's taxonomy places the organism in Eukaryota, Viridiplantae, Streptophyta, Marchantiopsida, Marchantiales, Marchantiaceae.
GUACUAGAGGGGGUUACAAUCUGAAGCUCAGACCGGAGAAAGGAUUCCGAAGGGCGGGAGGGAGAGGGAAGGGGGGUUUAUUACAUCCGAUUUUGCAGCCGCUCGUCUUACGUCGCCCCGGUCGCCUUCUUCCUGCGGCUUUCGUUCCGAGCUGGCAGAGUGUGCUUUGCUCGCCCGGUCCACAACUGGGAGUCGAGGGACGAGCAGGGCAGGGCAGGGCAGGGCGUCCGGCGAGGAGGAAGUCUCGGCUCCUGCUGGAUGCUCGCUUGCUUGUUCGCUCGCUCGCUAGCUCGCUCGCCUGCCUCGGGGCUGGCGAAUGGCCUGUCGCAUCCCGUCUCACAUUCCAUCGGCACAUCAUUCGGCACGCCCUUCUGUCGGGUCUCGGCUGUUCUGUAGCGUGGAGCUCCCCUCCGCCCUCGCGCUGUAGAAGCAAGCACCAGGACCUCCUCCACUGCAGCAUUUUGCCAUUCCUUGUUCUUUUUCCGCUUGCUCGCCUUGCAUGGCAUCGAAGGUAGCUCGGCAGCAGGUGAUGAUAAAGCCUUGCCCGGCGAAUCCUGCGAUCAGAGAAGACACAGUACUGUUGGGCCGACGCAGCGAUCCUCCCUUUCCUUGUUCCUCGGUGCUCUGGGUUCCAUCUAGUGGCGGAAGCCGUGGUCGUGGAAGGGAGGAGUGUGACGAUAGCUGAUUCGUAUGGUCGUGAAUGCUCCCUGCCUUCGCCAGCCACCGUCCCCUCUCAGGCUCGAGCUCUCACAGCUUGUGCCAUGGGCCAGAACCGGCUCGGGAUAAAGCACAGGACGUUGUAGUUGGAGAAGAAUAGCGGUCUUUCGGUUCUCCCUGGGUUGCUCCCUCGGCCCGGAAGCCGCCCGAACAUCGUCCAGGUCUCGGAGUACGAUGUUGUGGGCAGGGAGGUUGCAUUGAGCGAUUUCUUCGACGAGAAGAAUGCCAGUGCCGUGUGGGUGUUUAGGUCGCCAGUGACAGGCUCAAUGACGCGCAGGAUAGAAAAGUCUCGCGCAGUCGAGCUCAAGUGUCGAAGGAUUGUGGAAGCCUCGCAAGCACUUGGAGCGACUUGGACCCAUCAUCUCUAUUGACCAUUGGAAAAACUUCUAUUGAAUAAAAGUAAAAAACCUCUGAGACCGUCUGUGGCACUGACUCCAUUCGAAAUCCUUAGGUUUGAGCUCGAGAUAUACACCCAAAAUGGGGUGGAGUGGGGAUGAGCCCGUGAUCCGGAGAGAGCGAUCGUUUGCUCGUCUGUCAAUGGAGCACGUCACACGCCCAGGAGGAAAUAGGAAGCUCGUGGAUUCUGUCGGAUGCACUCUCUGGUGGGUGAAGCGAGUAUGUUUCAGUCUGGCGGCUAUCGGAUUCCUACUGACAGUGUCAUCUGUCGCCCGCGAAACCUUCUCAGCUGCUCUAUUUUAUCCGAGGAAGCUGGUGUCAUCUCAGCAGCAGCUGCGCCUGAACUAUCUGAGAGUGGGGCAGGAGUUCCAGCCCGGUCGACCUGUUAUCACAACGGAGCGCCAGUCGAUAACGGUGCGAGUGGACGCAAACAAGCCCGAAGACGACGACCAAAGCAUAAGAGUGAAGAAGUUCGGGUCUGCCAAUCUGAAAGAAAGUCUUCCUGAUCGAGCCGAUGAGCAGCAGCCUUAUAUCGAGGACAUGAUCUCUCUACCGGAGAGAUUGGACUUAUUUCUCGUUCGGCAGUUUCUGGAUUUCUCGCUCCGAGACAGGCUCACGUCAUGCAAGUAUGGCGACAGUCAAUUUCUUUCCAAAAUUUUGAACGCGGAUUUUGUCGACGGAAGACUGGCAGUCACAUGCUUGAGGCCUGCGGAAUUUGCUACAGAAAACUUCACGGUGACCAACGUGACCAUCGAGGUGGACGAUGGUGAGAGCGGAACUCUGCGGAGCAAGCUGGAGUACGAAGUCCCGGCGAGGUGGGAUGCUCCCCUGGUUUACGCCGUGGUCGCCACAAAAGAAGACGUGAUCCUUUUCGUCAAGGGAGUGUUCGACAAGAGGAAACUCGGGGACUACUCGAAUUUGCACUCGUUCAAGUGCGUCUUUGGGCGAGGAAUCGAGACGGAAGUCACCUCGGGCGCUCAGGAAGUCUACAGGUGCGUCACCCCGAAAUUUGGGGCCAAGGACGUGCUCAGGCAAAAGGUCUACCUGCGCUACCAGGGGCACCUGAUACCCUCGGUGGCGUACUACGAUCGAUCGAAGCCUAGGAAAGGCAUGCUGGCCGACGAGGAGUUGGUGCUGGCUCCACCCACAGAGCCCCACGGGAAGAAGCAUCUCAUCUGCUCGUGCACCAUGGUCUGGAACUCGGCCAAGUUCUUGAAAGAAUGGGUCUUGUAUAACUCGCACUUGGGAGUGGAGAAAUUCUUCCUCUACGACAACAACAGCGAGGACGACAUUGAGCCCGUGGUGGCGCUCCUGCACGAGUACAACGUCACACGCCAUCUCUGGCCGUGGGUCAAGACUCAGGAGGCCGGAUUCUCGCACUGCAUCAUCCGGGCGCAGAGGGAAUGCGUGUGGGUUCUGUUCGCCGAUGUGGACGAGUACGUCUUCCCCAAGCACUGGCUGCCCAAGUUUGGGGACCCUGCGUCUCCUCCCAAAUCGCCGCUGGCCAUGGCAAACCCCUUCCCGAGAAGCGCCUUCAGGCACCUCAUCGAAGACACACUCGGGAAAGUGAUCCUGAGGACGAAGCUCCUCAGACCGAAGGCAAUCGUCCAGACCCUAGGCCAGGUCUCGAUCUUCUGCCGGAAUUUCGGUCCCUCGGGGCUGACCGAGCAUCCGCCCCGAGGUGUGACACAGGGGUACACCUGUAGAGAUCAGAGGGAGCAGAGACACAAGUCGCUGGUUCUGCUCAGUGCCCUGAAGCCCUCCAUCGCCAAUGUGAUUCACCAUUUCGAGCUAAUGCCCGAGUACACCACGAUGUACAUCGAUCCCCGGCACGCCGUGAUCAACCACUAUAAGUUUCAAGCUUGGAGCGAGUUCGAGACCAAGUUCACCAAGCGUGCCUCCACGUACGUCGUGGAUUGGAAGGAGCCCAAGAAUCUGAAUUCUCGGGAUAGGCCGGAUGGGGUAGGUCCCGAGGGUCGGAAACCCGAGAAUUGGGAGCAUAGCCACUGCUUCAUGAACGACACCGCUCUCAGAGAUUACACGCGGAGUAUAUUCGAGGUGAAGGACGGUGAUAUGGCUGGCAAAUUAGAGUGGGAGCUGUUGUGAGAUCUAUUGUACAUUUUUUUAGUGUCCCGAGCUGUAAAGUAUUACUACUCUGUUAGUUCUACUGUUCUGCUGACGAUACACUCUUCGAGGGCGGGAUUCGGAAGUGGAUGGUGCGAGCUGCCGGUCUAUUUGGGUGGACAACCUUCGAGGUUUCCGGUCUCAGGAUUGGAUCGCUGCGAACGCAUUCCUCUUGUCUAUGGGGACAGGAGUUGUCAGUUGUGCAAUAUCAGGGCCGCAACGCACAGAGCUCUCAUGACUUUGACUGCGGCACCUACUCAUUGCUGCACAGGUGCACAGAGGCAGAUUACAGCGUAUGGUUUUCUUCUUCAUCGAAGUCUUCUCGAGUUUUUGCUUCCCUGGUAUACCAUUGCUGUGUUACGAACUGAAUGCCACGGGGUCUCACCGAAUGCUUCAUAUCCAGACCGGCCCUGGCAGCAGUGUGUACAGAUUUUAGCAGUAGCUCAUUCUUUCAGUCAUGGGCAAGACCGAUGGACAGACAGACAGCCCAAUUAGCCAGGCCUAGCCCCCUCAAUUUUCAUGUGGCUGUCUCUUUGCCUCGCUACCGGGGAGAGUUUUAGUAAUUUCCGAGAAGUAAAGCGUUCAGGACGUUGGACCGCUUGUAUAUAGAGCUAAUUAUUGCUGCAAGCCUCGUCACUUUUGCAGAGUAGAGAGAAUUCUUCUAGGUCAUAACUUCCACGACAGCUCUGAAAUAAAGAGUCUGAGGAAGAAAAGCUUACUGUCCUUACCAAGGUAGAUGUGUUCGCAUACAGCAGGAGCGGCUAGAAUCAGUUAGACUUAGGCACCCCUUCGUCAUCUAGAUGCCGUCAAAACACAAACAAUUGGGGUCUGCCUUACCUACCGACUUACGUGUAACUACCUCGUACAAGAGCCUUUACCAUUCUUAUGAACCGCGCGAUCCGACUUCGCUUGCUUUUCCUUCCUGUGGAGCGCACGAAGAGCACGAGGAUCCCACAACCUUUGCCCUGGUUCCAGCAAAUGUGUGUCCACAGAGAUUGUACUUCCCCAUAUUCGGGGGCCAGAAAGCUGUUACUGCUUUCAAGUAAUCUGAGGCAAUCUUGAAGUAAAUCGCUUGGUGCAGCACUUGCACUAAUUAAGC